This is a messenger RNA of Prorocentrum cordatum, 554 nucleotides long. Lineage: Eukaryota; Dinophyceae; Prorocentrales; Prorocentraceae. The record is from the annotation of a GenBank genome assembly.
CCGGGCGCAAAUCCAGCUUGGACUGGCCAUCUCCGACGGGCUCUACGACAAUGCUGGGUGGAUGGUGACGCUGCUUUGACUCCUCCGCGCACGCGCAGGGAGGCCUUGCAUUUCCGAGGCAAGAGCAGGAAUCACGACGAUGUCGACGGCGACCGGCCACGAGGGCGGCCCAGAUGGUGGCGGCGACGAUUUUGACCCGAGCCUCUCCACGAUGGCCAAGGUCCCGUCCCGCCCCGGCAGGGUGAAGGCCCCGCGGUCCGUCUCGCGCGCCGCGCCAGCCACGGCGGCGUGCCCGGAGCCCCCGGCGGCCGCGGCGGGCGGCUCCCACAGCCCGUCCAGCCAGCCGAAUUCCUGGGCCGACGGAGCAUCUCACGGGGCCGCCCGGCCCCAUCGCGGCCCCGCGGCCCAAGACCGCGCGCAGAGGAGGAGGAGGAGGAGGAGGAGGAGGAGGAGGAGGAGGAGAGGAGAGGAGAGGGUGCCUCUCUCCAGCCCCAGGCCCCAGCAGCGGUGCGCGCAGCGCGGGUAGCACGAGCUGGCCGUCGCUCGGGCGUCCA